Panicum virgatum (switchgrass) is the source of this 1051-nucleotide messenger RNA. RefSeq names its product CASP-like protein 1C1. The transcript has 3 exons. NCBI's taxonomy places the organism in Eukaryota, Viridiplantae, Streptophyta, Magnoliopsida, Poales, Poaceae. The record is from RefSeq and is a predicted model, not a curated record. Bases 246 to 734 code for a protein of 162 amino acids.
CAAGGUCGCUCACUGGCAAGACCUGCUCCAGAUCAUAGGUUUCCUGCUUCUCCUGCCUUCCACGCAGCUGAACCACCAAAACUACUGGAAGCAACCGGUGCAGCUACGCUAUUUAACCUCGCCACACAAAAUCUUCUUGGAGCUCCCCUUAUUAGCAGUAAUUGUCGCUUUGGAAAACACUAAUAGUUAUAGCAGGCAGACAAUCACUCUCGCAUACAUCAGAGUUCAGAGGAGGAGCAUCAGAAAUGGCGAAGCUGCACCGGCUCAUCUCCGUCGUGCUCCGGCUCGCCGCGGCGGGGGCCGCGGCGGCGGCGGCGAUAAUCAUGGUGACCAGCCAUGAGACCACCAGCUUCUUCGGCAUAGAGGUGGAGGCCAAGUACUCCUACACUCCAUCGUUCAUAUUCUUCGUGGUGGCAUUCGCAGUGACUUUCGCCUACAGCCUGCUCGUCCUCUUCGUGCGGCCGGGGAGCACCGCCUCCAGACUGGUGCUCCUGAGCGACGUGAUCGUGGGGAUGCUUCUCGUCGGCGCGGUGGCGGCCACCGGCGCGAUAGCGGGCAUCGGGAGGAACGGCAACACGCACGCCGGGUGGCUGCCCAUCUGCGGGCAGGUGCGGGCCUACUGCAGCCACGUGAUGGGGGCGCUGAUCGCCGGCUUCGUCUCGCUCGUCGUCUACUUCCUCAUCAUCAUGUACUCCCUCCACGCCGUCGCGGAGCCCCUGUGCUCCUGCCAUUAGAAGCCAUCCCGUCACCCUGCUUGUUCGUUCCGUCGUCUCCAGAUCGAUCGACCCGCCCACCAGUUAUGAAGAACUUAUAUGAUGCGUCGUCCGUUUCUUAGUAAUUUUGUUUAGGCACUGUCUGAGACAUGCUCUGGUCAUAUUCAUUUCGUAUGUGAUCGGUCGUUACCAUUAUUUCUCAUAGUAUAUUCAGGCAUUCAGCUGGGACAAAACCCUUCUCUUCUUUCUCAUGAUGAGUUGCAUUGGAAAUUUGAAGAGAAAAUGUUCCAAGAUGUUUCUGGGGACUGAAUGAUCCACUACUGUUGUUGUGAUGCUGU